AUGUUGUAUUUUCUUAUACUUUAUAUCAUCAUAAUUCAGGUAAAGCUGAUAAGGGGAUUAGAAUGCGAAUGUGGCAAGCCGUCAGAAACAUUACUCUCGAUGAGGAUAGUAGGAGGCAGAAGAGCGGAACCUCAUUCGUAUCCAUGGACUGUAGCGAUAAAGAACCAUGGCCGUAUGCAUUGCGGCGGUGCUUUGAUUUCCGUUAAACAUGUACUCAGCGCUGGACAUUGUUUUAAAUGGGACAAUAUAAAGAAUAUGAUAGUACUUAUUGGUUUGGAUAAUAUGUAUGACUUAUCGGACGUAGAAUUGAGAAAUAUAUCGAAAGUCGUCAUACACGAGCAGUUUUCGUCUACGGCAAUGCGAGACGAGAAUGAUAUCGCCAUAGCUACACUGAAUGAACCUGUUGCUUUCAGUGCUACGAUCGCACCGAUUUGUUUACCUAGACCAGGGCAAGACUUUGGUGGUUAUGUUGGCACAAUAGUCGGAUGGGGUCGUAUAGGUGUUGACAAAAUGGCAUCAAAUGUGCUCUUGAAGGCCAGCCUAAAUAUACUUACUGACAGAGAAUGCUGGUCUACGAGGUUGGCGGAACAUCUCAAACCUAUGAUGAUGUGCGCUUUCUCUAAAGGGAAGGACGGUUGUCAGGGAGAUAGUGGUGGACCCCUCAUAGUAUUUGACAGUAAUGGAAGAUAUGUGCAAGCAGGAAUCGUUUCUUGGGGAAUUGGAUGCGCUAACCCCAGAUAUCCAGGAAUCUACACUAAAGUAAGUCACUUUAUUGACUGGAUACUGCGAAAUAUUGCAGAUGGGGAGAGGUGCCUAUAUUAG
Molecule: messenger RNA, 822 nt
Organism: Parnassius apollo (apollo)
Lineage: Eukaryota; Metazoa; Arthropoda; Insecta; Lepidoptera; Papilionidae
Source: the annotation of a GenBank genome assembly